This is a messenger RNA of Acromyrmex echinatior (Panamanian leafcutter ant), 1505 nucleotides long. Its product is annotated as Male-specific RNA 98Ca. Lineage: Eukaryota; Metazoa; Arthropoda; Insecta; Hymenoptera; Formicidae. The record is from RefSeq and is a predicted model, not a curated record.
CGUUGAGAUACCCUUUAAAAUGCGCUUGAGAUUCCUUUGAGAAAUGCUGUGGGAGCCGUCGUUUAGCGGGUGGAGCAAGCAAAUCGGAAAUGGUACCAGCAGAUAAAUCGUCAUCACCCAAACCUCUGAAACGGGAAGCAGGCGGUGGUUGCUCACCGCCAAGCUGUAGCUACUCAUCGACCCACUAUAAUUCUCCUAACGUGGAUUGCUCAUCGAUCGCUUCGUCUUGCUGCUCUUCGCAAUGCAGAUAUCCUUCGUCACAUCGGACAUCCGAUUGUCAGUCCUGUGCCCUGAAAUCCAUCUUAAAAAAGCGCAAUUGUUGCCAGUCUAAUACGAGUAGUUACUGCCUGUGCCAACCGAUGCCACGCAGCUGUAAUUGCCCGCCACCAAUUCAUGUGGACGCACGUGCUACUCACGAGUGUUCCUGCGAUUGUCCAUCCAGCCCGGAAUGCGCCUGUCCACCUAGCGAACGAAGAUUCCCAAAAGUGAUGAUUAAAUGUCCCAACGCGCGUCUCUGCUGUCCAUCUCCUCGAUUACCACCCUGCCCCAAGUAUCAUUGCUCGUGUCAACCAAGAUGUCUACCACCAUCCUGCAAUCCAUGCACAUCUUUCAAGUGUCAACGAUCCAUUUCAACCAAGGAUUCUUGCCAACCUAACUCACCAUGUCCAUCCUGCCGACCAAUUUCGAUCACUUCGUCUUGUCAUCCUCCGAUGCCUUGCAGAGAAUUGACCUUUUGCACUGAGCGUAACGAUCGACUCUCUUCGCCCUGUACAGGUCAGUCUUGGCGUGAGAUCAUUAGCGAUAAAAACUCGAAAAGUAACAUCUGUAAUGAACAAAAUGACGAUAAGGCACGAAAAACAUGUGUUAAAAAAGAUAGUAACUAUUGUUAUUGCGUGACGGAUUGCGCUGGAUCCGAGGAUGAGUCCAAAUAUGCUGAUCAAAGUCGCGAUUUAAUAUUAGACGAGGAAUCUAUACAAAAUUCAACGUCAAAAACAUUUAUUAAUUUAACGGAUACCACAAAUCCUUCGAAGUCUGUCGAUCCUGGCUCGUGUGAUGUGCCGGAGCAAAGGGAUGAGAUCGCUUUUGAAAAUACAACAAAGGCUUUUGAAGCAUGUACCACUGAAAAAUCUUCGAAGGAUUCAUGGUACACUCCAUGUACUCCAUGUCAUAUUCCAUCCAACAAUGAUACAAAGUCCGAUUGUGUAUUCCGCAAGGAAUGUCCGGCCGCUGGCGGAAACGUGUCUAGGAAUCCUGUUUUGGCAAGAUUAUUGAGUCGCAUUAAAUCAUUUAAUCGGGUAAGAGAUUUAUCAACUCCAAAUAAAACGCUGUUUCGACAACAACAUAGAGUUACUUUUUGCAAUGUUCCGCGAGCGCGUGUCAGAUUGUUGGCGGAUGCUUCAAUAAGCAAAAGCAAUCCGACAACCACAUCGACACAUGGAAUCGACAGACGACGCAGGAAUGGUGGAUCUUUGAAAGAAGAUACUAGCUUACAACGAGAAAAUUGA